Linum tenue is the source of this 2611-nucleotide messenger RNA. The record is from the annotation of a GenBank genome assembly. NCBI's taxonomy places the organism in Eukaryota, Viridiplantae, Streptophyta, Magnoliopsida, Malpighiales, Linaceae.
UGCGAAAUGGCUCCAAUCGACGAACUUUGAAAUCACAUCUUCUCCCCAGUUUUCUCAGUGUCUGUGUGUGUGUUGUCCCCCCUCUUUCCCACGGUAUCGCAUCCACAUUUUCCCGAUCAAGCGCGACGGUAAAUCGCCAAAAUCCUUUCUCUCUUUUCCUUUCUACAUUUAGCUUGCUUUCUCCAGAUAGGAUUCUUCCUAUGUCCGUCGGAGUUUGAUCCCGAAUCGCGAUUCAUCCUUGAAAAGAAGAAUUUCCAUCCAUAGCCAGGUAAAGAGCUUCGUCUGAAUCUGAUCUAUCAGGCUGGUUCAUCGAGAAGCAAUGAUUUUGGCAAUUAGGGAAUUAGGGUUUCCAAACGAUUGAUUGUUUGGAACCAAAAGUCCGGGAUAUUGUAAGUGUCUUCACGUGCGCACGCAAUCUCUGCAAGAUUCUUCGUCUUCUCCAUCUUUUCGCCAGAUCGUUGUCAUCGUGAAUGGGAUCAACGGCCAUAAAAUUUCCCGGUAAAUUUGAUUUGGAUGCUGGUAUAUUUCCGAGGAGAGAGCUAGUCAGGACCUGAUAUAAGGUCAGGGGUCUUUGGUUUUCUUGAUGGGGAACACAUGCGCAGGACCAAAUAUCAGCUCUAAUGGAUUCAUACAGUCUGUUACUGCUGCUGUGUGGCGUCCCCGGCGACCAGACGACCGUCUUCCUGCUCCUAACAAGGACGAAGGCAGUAGCAAAAAAGAAGGCUCCAGCAAGAAAGACGUUUCCAAAGGUGAAGAUUCUGAAGGAUCCAAGAAUUCCGAUGGUCCAACCCCAAACACCCCACCUGCUACAGUCAAGAUGGGGAACGAUGGCCAAGGGAAACCAAUGGUGCAUGAGAAAUCGAUCAAACCUGAAAUGCGAGAUGUUCCCAUUACUAACAAGCCAGGGGAGGAAGCCAAGCCGAAGAAACCCGCACAUGUGAAGAGGUGUUCUAGUGCAGGGCUCCAAGUAGGAUCAGUGUUAGGGAGGAAAACAGGAAACUUGAAGGAGAUUUAUAGUCUGGGGAAAAAGCUAGGGCAAGGCCAGUUUGGCACCACUUUCCUUUGCAUUGAGAAAGCAACCGGGAAGGAGUUUGCUUGUAAAUCGAUUGCGAAGAGGAAGUUGACCACCCAGGAAGAUGUGGAGGAUGUUAGGAGGGAGAUUCAGAUUAUGCACCACUUGGAAGGGCAUCCUAAUGUGAUCAAGAUCAUAGAGGCUUACGAGGAUGCAGUUGCAGUUCAUGUCGUGAUGGAGCUUUGUGGAGGUGGGGAGCUCUUUGAUAGAAUCAUUCAGAGAGGGCACUACACGGAGAGAAAGGCAGCGGAGCUUGCUAGGCUGAUAGUUGGUGUUGUGGAAGCUUGCCAUUCUUUGGGUGUUAUGCACAGGGACCUGAAGCCUGAGAACUUUCUGUUUGUUAAUCAGAGAGAGGAUGCAACGCUUAAGACAAUCGACUUUGGGCUCUCCAUGUUCUUUCGGCCUGGUGAAAUGUUCACUGAUGUUGUUGGGAGCCCCUACUACGUAGCACCUGAGGUGCUGCGUAAGCAUUAUAGCGCCGAAUGUGAUGUUUGGAGUGCUGGUGUUAUCAUAUAUAUCUUGUUGAGUGGAGUCCCACCAUUUUGGGAUGAAACGGAGCAAGGAAUAUUUGAACAGGUUUUGAAAGGCGACCUAGAUUUUGUUUCCGAACCAUGGCCAAACAUAUCAGAGGGUGCUAAAGACCUAGUUCGAAGGAUGCUUGUUAGAGAUCCUAAAAAGCGCCUAACAGCCCAUGAAGUUCUCUGCCACCCUUGGGUACAAGUGGAUGGGCUUGCUCCAGAUAAGCCUCUUGAUUCUGCUGUUAUAAGUCGCUUGAAACAGUUCUCAGCCAUGAACAAGCUGAAGAAAAUUGCUAUACGGGUUAUUGCUGAAAGCAUGUCUGAAGAGGAAAUUGCAGGCUUGAGACAAAUGUUCAAAAUGAUAGAUGCGGAUAAUAGUGGAAAUAUCACUCUCGAGGAACUAAAGAACGGGUUGGAAAAAGUGGGUGCUAAUCUCAAGGAGAGUGAAAUUGUCGGGUUGAUGCAAGCAGCUGAUAUUGAUAACAGUGGCACGAUUGACUAUGGAGAGUUCAUAGCUGCAAUGAUCCACUUGAACAAAAUACAGAAGGAAGAUCAUCUGUUUACAGCAUUCUCAUACUUUGACAAAGACGGGAGCGGCUACAUUACUGCUGACGAGCUCCAACAGGCCUGUGAGCAGUUUGGUUUGGGGGAUCUUCAUAUUAUGGACAUAAUCAAUGAAGUUGACCAAGACAAUGAUGGGCGCAUUGACUACAGCGAAUUCGUGGCUAUGAUGCAAGACUCAACAUUCAGACCAGCAGGAAAAUAAUCCAGGCAGACCACCUGUUCCUUUGGCCCGGGUAUGGUAAAUCACAAACUUAGUCAGUAGCUAAUUAUGUCUAGUUGAGAUUUACUUGUCGUUAGUUUCUAGAUUCUGGAUUACAGCCACAAUUGUAUGUAAAGAUCAGGCAGGUUUCAGUGAGAGGGAAAGAUUGGGAGUUCAAUUUAGCUUUCCUUUUUUUUUUUUUUGUAUCUAUUACAUCGAGUUUAAUUAUUUAUUUAUCAAUAUUUUCCCUUCUUUUGG